AACCUAAAUACUAACAUGCUGACGAUUCUAUUUUUAAGUGCGAUUCUACUCUUGUCAGUUUGGAUUCUACUGGAAAAACUUAAGAGCAGAUACUUUAUCCUGUCGUUGGCGAAACGUGUACAGACUGAAGAUGGCAGUCCACUGGAAGAAAAAGUGUUUGUAGUACCGGGCAAGACGAGAUUCGGUAAUUCUUUUGAUAUACUACAAGUGACGGCUUCGAUGCUGUUUAAAUUUAUGCGAAACGCACACUUAAAAUCAAAUGGAAAAAGUUACUUGUUGUAUUACUUUUUUGGUGUCAUCUACAAUGUAGUCCGGGCUGAAGAUGUUGAUGAGAUAAUGCAAAGUACAAAUUUAAUAACCAAGAAUGUAGUGUAUGAUCUAAUAAGGCCCUUUCUCGGCGAAGGAUUGCUUAUAAGCACUGAUCAAACGUGGCACUUCAGAAGGAAACUAUUGACACCUGCGUUUCAUUUCAAUGUUUUGCAAAACUUUUUAAAUAUUUUCAAAGAGGAGUCACAAAAGCUGAGCAAAGUGCUGCAAAAACAAACGAAUGUUGAACUGGAGCUAAAACAGAUCAUUCCAAAAUUUAUGCUCAACAAUAUUUGCGAAACUGCUCUUGGCGUUAAGCUCGAUGAUAUGGUGGAAGGGGCACAGUAUCGAAAAUCAAUACAUGCUAUAGAGGAAGUUAUAGUAGAACGCAUUGGCAAUCCGCUUUUAUAUCUGAAACCAUACUUUUAUCUGUUUGGUAGUUAUCGAAAGCACGUGACAAAUCUUCAGAUAGCACAUGCCUUCUCUAGCCGGAUCAUUGAGCGAAAGAGAGAACAAUUCAAGCAACAGCAGUCCACAUCGGUUGAUGAAUACGGAAGAAAAAAACGAUAUGCAAUGUUGGACAUGGAGUGUGUGAUUAAGGAAUCCUUGCGCCUCUUCCCAGCAGUUCCUUUCUUUGGACGUAUUUGCACUGAGGAAUGCGUGAAUUUCACACUUUUGGCAGCCGAGGACGAUGGUCUUAUCGAUCAUCAGGGCAUCUGUGAUGAAGUUAACACGUUCAUGUUCGAAGGAUACGACACUACAUCCACCUGUCUCACAUUCACACUUCUCAUGUUGGCUCUACACGAAGAUGUUCAAGAACGUUGUUUCGAGGAGCUGCAGCACCUUUCGAACGACGACAGCGAUCUCACCGUGUUCGACUACAAUAAUUUGACUUACAUGGAGUGUGUGAUUAAGGAAUCCUUGCGCCUCUUCCCAGCAGUUCCUUUCUUUGGACGUAUUUGCACUGAGGAAUGCGUGAACCUAAAUAUUAUUAUGCUGACGAUUCUAUUUUUAAGUGCGAUUCUACUCUUGUCAGUUUGGAUUCUACUGGAAAAACUUAAGAGCAGAUACUUUAUCCUGUCGUUGGCGAAACGUGUACAGACUGAAGAUGGCAGUCCACUGGAAGAAAAAGUGUUUGUAGUGCCGGGCAAGACGAGAUUCGGUAAUAAUCUUGAUGUACUACAAAUGACGCCUUCGAUGCUGUUUAAAUUUGUAAGAAACGCACAUUCAAAGUCAAAUGGAAAAAGUUACUUGUUUUAUUUCCUUUUAUGUGCCAUGUACAAUGCAGUGCGGGCUGAAGAUGUUGAGGAGAUAAUGCAAAGUACAAAGUUAAUAACUAAGAAUGUUAUCUAUGAUCUAUUAAGGCCUUUUCUGGGCGAAGGAUUGCUUAUAAGCACUGAUCAAACGUGGCACUUCAGAAGGAAAUUACUGACACCUGCUUUUCAUUUCAAUGUUUUGCAAAACUUUUUGGAUAUUUUCAAAGAGGAGUCACAAAAGCUGAGAAAAGUGCCAAAACAAAUGAAUAUUGAACUGGAGCUAAAACAGAUCAUUCCACAAUUUACGCUUAACAAUAUUUGCGAAACGGCUCUUGGCGUUAAGCUCGAUGAUAUGGUGGAAGGGGCACAGUAUCGAAAAUCAAUACAUGCUAUAGAGGAAGUUAUAGUAGAACGACUUUGCAAUCCGCUUUUACAUCUGAAACCAUACUUUUAUCUGUUUGGUAGUUAUCGGAAGCACGUGACAAAUCUUCAGAUAGCACAUGCCUUCUCUAGCCGGAUCAUUGAGCGAAAGAGAGAACAAUUCAAGCAACAGCAGUCCACAUCGGUUGAUGAAUACGGAAGAAAAAAACGAUAUGCAAUGUUGGACACACUUUUGGCAGCCGAGGACGAUGGUCUUAUCGAUCAUCAGGGCAUCUGUGAUGAAGUUAACACGUUCAUGUUCGAAGGAUACGACACUACAUCCACCUGUCUCACAUUCACACUUCUCAUGUUGGCUCUACACGAAGAUGUUCAAGAACGUUGUUUCGAGGAGCUGCAGCACCUUUCGAACGACGACAGCGAUCUCACCGUGUUCGACUACAAUAAUUUGACUUACAUGGAGUGUGUGAUUAAGGAAUCCUUGCGCCUCUUCCCAGCAGUUCCUUUCUUUGGACGUAUUUGCACUGAGGAAUGCGUGGUAAAUGGUCUGAUCCUGCCAAAAGGCACGCAGAUCAAUAUACAUGCAUUUGAUAUAAUGCGAGACCCCCGACACUUUCCAAAUCCCUCAGAAUUUCAACCAGAUCGUUUUUUACCCCAUAACACACUUAAUCGCCAUCCCUUUGCCUUUAUUCCAUUUAGUGCUGGACAACGUAAUUGCAUUGGACAGAAGUUUGCCAUUCUGGAGAUAAAAGUGAUGCUAGUCUCCGUAUUGCGCAAUUUUAAACUGUUGCCUGUAACUCGAUUGGAGGACGUUAUAUUUGAGUAUGGCAUUAUCCUGCGCACCCAAAAUAGCGUAAAGCUAAUGGUUACAAGUCGUCAGCAACAACAAAGUAGAACAUUGUAAAUUCACUUUUGAUUUACCUAUAUUUUUCUGUGUCAACCUCGACUAUAAACAAAUCAAUGUAUAUUUGCGCAUUUUCAAAAAAGCAGUACAUAAACAAAAAUAAAUUUUUUUCAUUUCAAUAA
This is a messenger RNA of Drosophila sulfurigaster albostrigata, 2966 nucleotides long. Its product is annotated as probable cytochrome P450 4ac1. NCBI's taxonomy places the organism in Eukaryota, Metazoa, Arthropoda, Insecta, Diptera, Drosophilidae. Gene Ontology annotation, molecular function: monooxygenase activity; iron ion binding; oxidoreductase activity, acting on paired donors, with incorporation or reduction of molecular oxygen. The record is from RefSeq and is a predicted model, not a curated record.